Arvicanthis niloticus (Nile rat) is the source of this 1637-nucleotide messenger RNA. RefSeq names its product transmembrane protein 80 (gene Tmem80). Lineage: Eukaryota; Metazoa; Chordata; Mammalia; Rodentia; Muridae. The record is from RefSeq and is a predicted model, not a curated record. Gene Ontology annotation, cellular component: ciliary transition zone. Gene Ontology annotation, biological process: non-motile cilium assembly.
CGAGUGUUGCCGGACGGGAGACUCGGGCCUCGGCCGCGAUCGGACGCUCGCUGCAGCGCGCGGCAGGAGGAGCGAAGAUGGCGGGAGGGUGCGGCCAAGAGGCUGCUGGGAUUGUGGCGGACCCAGCGGCAAAAUGGCGGCCGUGCGGCCAGGGAGAGGCUCCUUCAAGGUGCUCUCGUCAGUUCCUCUUCAGAUGCUGUUUCACCUCAGUGGGCUGUACUAUGCCCUGCACUUCCUAGCUACACUCCUGAUGAUUGUGUACAAAAGUCAGGUUUUCAGCUAUCCUUGUAACUGUCUGGUCCUGGAUCUGGUUCUCUUGCUUCUGAUGGGAAUUCUCGAAGUAGCUCAGCUAUACCUAGGCACAAAAGGCAACCUGACGGAGGCUGAAGUGCCACUGGCUGCCAGCCUGGCAUUCACAGCAGUCAGUGGCCUCCUUUCUGUUCACUUCCUACUCUGGCAGACCUUGGUACUGUGGAUGGACUCGGUCCUCAGCACCGUUCUCCUGGUGCUGCAUGGGCUGGAGGCUGGCCUGCAAGUGGUGGUCAUUGCUGACUUCAUCAGGUAGACGGACCAGGAUAACCUGCACAGCAGUGCUCCUCAGCCUCCAGCCAGUUCUUUGCCCAGUUAAGGAGGGUAUCUUUUUUAUUGAUCAUCUAUAGAUUGUUUGUACAUCUUUUUUAGUUAGCGGGGUACAAGAGCCAGGGAGGGACAAACUGUUAGAAUCUUGAAGAUGGCCAUCAUGAACAGUAGUCUAGUGAAUCCCGGAGAUGUCUACUCAUGUCCUGUGGCUGGGGUGCUGGCUAUAGCGGGACCACCAGUGAUCCCCAGGCCAGUGGAACAUAAAGCCUUUCAGGAAGUCAUCAGCUGGGGCCAGCCCUGCAGCUCCACCUUGUCUCAGCCGCAGAAAUACAGCAUCCUGGCAGGAGUACUUGGCUGUGCUGGUCUACCACCAUGUGUUUUCUCACACACCGAUUACUGACUUCUGUGCUUCCCUGGCCCUGGGUCUUGUUCUGAAAGCCUGUUGUACUUAGUUGCCAGACCUUGGUCCAGGGCUGGGAUCCCUCUGGAGCUGCAAGGUGGCAGGCCUUGUGUUCCAGUGUCCCUCCAGUUUGGCUCCACAUCAGGCCAGCCCUGAAUGAAACUGCUUGGUUUCCAAAAGGAAACAAAAGCAAAUGUAUUCCAGGUAUGGUGGCAUGCAAACCUUUACUCCCAGCACCCAAGAGGCAAAGAUCGCUUUGUAAGUCCAAAGCCAGCCUGCCUGGUCUAUAUAGUGAUGUGCAGGUCACCCAGGGUUACACGGUGAGAACUUAGAACUUGUCUUUAAAAAAAAAAAAAAAAAAAAGUAUACGGAGAGCUGGGUAUUAUGGCCAUCUCAGCCACUGUCAUGAGUAGGGGUUGGGGUCUGGGGAGGUUCUAGGGAGUCACAGUCCACCAAACUGCAGCCUUUAUAGAGUAUCAAGUGAGUUUCGUCUCAUCUCCUGUUUUUCCUUUCCUAGCCCAUUUUUUCUCAAAAAGCAUUUAAGUAGUAUUUUUUUUUACAGUUUCUUUCAUUCUGUUAUGUGCUUUCUGUUUAUGAUGCUAUGUUCAAAUAUCUAGUUUCUCUUUUAAAAAAUAAAUAAGUAGUUAUGCUGCCAUGA